AUGGAGACGGACGCAGUGGUAGUCGGUAAGCAGCUGCAUCGCUGGGAUCUGGUGCGAGCCGGGAUGCUAAAAAGAAAUAUUGCAGGCAAUGGGCCGUCGGCCAUGAUCCUGUCCUACAUUCUGCAUGGCCAUAUUCCAUAUUACACUUCAGAUCCCCCACAUCCAGAUCCGUUACUGGAUGCCAAACUACAGUCCACUCCGAAUAUCCUGCAAGCCGAUGUGGAUGCCCUGACGGCGCACUUCGCGGCGUCGCGCUUGUCCUACUCCACGCAGGCGUUACCCAUCAACGUGCUCCUAGAUACCCUAGUGCGACCCAGCCUGGAUAUCGAUGUCUCGAGCGACGACUCCAACGUGGAAUGGCGCCAUAUGCCGGAGAAGGCUGUUCCCCACCUGGUGUUCGGAAAGUCCGCGAUUCCCGGGGGACAAUGGACGGAAGAUACGCUCGGCGCCAGCUGGGAUAUCCAAACGUUGAGCUAUGCAGCCAUGCUCUCCCUGCCCGGGUACUCGUUCGCGGAGCACUAUCAGAAACUGACGGGCCAGGAGUUACCACCGUACACCCGCCCGACAAGGCGCGAGAUCACGGAUUACUUCCAAUCAUAUCCGGCAGCGGCCCAGAUCGAUGAUGUUUUUAGGUGCGGGGAGGAGUUGAGCGGCAUCACGCGCACGGCCACUGGCUUUUAUAUCAAGUCACACGAUCUCCAUUGCAAGCGAUUGGUGCUCGCGAGUGGAAUCUUCUCAAAGGCCCUUCCGCCCGGGCCCGUUCUUCGUCCUUUGCUGCAAACCUCGUCGACCCCCGCAGUGCCCUUACUGGUCAUAGGUUCUGGCUUCUCCGCUGCAGAUGCGAUCCUAUCCGCAUCUCCAGACCAAAAGAUUCUUCACGUGUUCAGAUGGUCGCCAGAGGAUCGACCAUCUCCCUUGCGAGGAUGCCACCAGCAAGCUUAUCCCGAAUAUGCGGGGGUGUACCGAUUGAUGAAAAGGGCCGCGUUGGAUGCGGCCGAAACGGAGGGCAACCGACCAAAAACCCGUCGAGUGACAUCCACCGGUUUUUGGGAGAGUCGGGAUUGGAGUCAAUUAUAUGAAGGUGUAGCCAAUGUCGAAGUGACAGCCGUGGACGUCAAGAACGAGUCUGCCAUCGUCACGUUCCGCCGCGCUGAUGGCUCAGAAUUCUCACGUACCGUCGCUGGUCUUGUCUAUGCGGCCGGUCGGCGAGGUUCUUUGAGCUACUUAGAUACCGAACUCAGUGCGGAAGUCCUCGGGCAGGCGGGCGCGGUAAACGCUCCGAUCUCAGCGCAGACGCUCCGCGCGAAGGCGUAUGAAAACCUGGAAAUCGCACCGGGUGUGCACAUUAUUGGCAGUCUGACUGGAGAUUCGCUGGUGCGAUUUGCCUAUGGAGGCUGUGUCGAUGCAGCCAGGCAUAUCAUCCAUGGUUCGACUAGCCAACACCAAUCUCCCAGUACCUGCGGAAGUGCUGGGACAUCCCAUCCCCACUCUCCAUCAUUGACCGUGAUGAACGGCAUCGAUGGCCACCAGGUUUACCUAAUGGUACCUCAGAACUUACGCGGGAGGAAACUCUCAGCAAAGCAUCGACCAAGGGGUCUUCUUUUGGCUGGUGGGCAGCCGUUCGAAACAUGUGGAGGGAUCUCAUACGAUAAAUCAUCACAUAUAGAUCUCGUGAGAAACGAGGAUGUACUAGUAUAG
Penicillium chermesinum is the source of this 1698-nucleotide messenger RNA. RefSeq lists its product as uncharacterized. The transcript has a single exon. Bases 1 to 1698 code for a protein of 565 amino acids. Lineage: Eukaryota; Fungi; Ascomycota; Eurotiomycetes; Eurotiales; Aspergillaceae. The record is from RefSeq and is a predicted model, not a curated record.